AACUCCAACUCGUUACAAUGUCAUUCACAUGUACAUUUUUCGAUUUAUAGUUACAUUUUUGCUGGUAAUUUUUACAAGCUAUUUCGUGGUUUUUCCGACCAAACCAAUGUUGGUUUGGUAGGGUGCCCUAUACAUAUAUACAGUGUAGAGUUUUAGUUUGGUUUGUAGUGUAUACCAAAAACUGUAUUGUAGCUUUAUAGCAUUGAAUUUUGAGAAACAUGACUCAAUUGUGUCUGUGUCUGUUCUUGUAGCCAUUUGCCAUCAAGUAGAACAUGUUGCAUCUUCAACUGAUAAUUAAUAGAAUUCUAAAUUUGAUAGCAGUAAACACGAUCAUUAAUUUUCUUGGAGAAAUGUUCUGUGCAUGUGUGGGAGAGAGAAUUACUGAAUAGAUCACAUUUCAAAUGCAGGAUCACUUAUAUCUUAUAUCUGUGGCACACUACUAUACUGUUACUCUAUCCAGUCCUUCAUAUAAAAUGUUUGCAUGCACAUUAUAGUCUGCACCAUAUCGUGUGUGUAGAGACUGUUAGACUUAUAUCUUAUAUCUGUGGCACACUAUACUGUUACUCUAUCCAGUCCUUCAUAUAAAAUGUUGCAUGCACAUUAUAGUCUGCACCAUAUCGUGUGUGUAGAGACUGUUAGAGCUAUCAGAUACUUGAUAGUGAAUGUAAACAGUUCUUGGGGUUGUUUGUACCUACAAAAAGAAUCUCGUUUUGGCCGUAAACCUAUGACAUAUGCUUUGGGUGAUUCUAAGUGUGUUCUUCAAAUGUUGCUAACAUUAUUGUAGAAAUACUGCUGUACUUGGGUCCAGCUAGGAGUGUUUGUGCCUCCUGUUGGGCAAAUUAAAGUAUAUUUGUGUUGAGUUUGACCUUCAUAAAGUUAUCAUAACUUUUUUUCAUGCUUCAAAGUUUCAUAUACCAUUGGAUUCCUUGCGCUUCUAUCUAUAUUAUGCUGUAUAGAGCUGAUAAGCUCCAACCAGUUAAAAGUUAGCAUUUUCCAUGUAGAAGUCCCAGGCAUACUUGUCCAUCACAUAAAGCAUAAAUGAAGCCAUAAUUGACCAAAUCCGGGGUUGAACUCAACGCAAAUAGACUUUAGUAUUUUGUAUUGCUUGCAUGGUUGACUGUAUUUGUGCAGUGUGAUUGUUGUGUAUAACAUAUAGUUUAACUGUUUAGUAAUCCUUGAGUGCCAUGUGUAUGUGUGUGUGCAUGUGUAUGGGUCUAUAGAAACAUAUCAAAAAUAUUAUGUCAAAUUUGGUUUAAUUUGACAUGUCAGAUAGGAAUAUUAACCGAUUAGUCGCGGUUUACGCUUUGAACCCGCGGCUAUCAAUAUUGACACUUCAAAGCGUCAACCGCAGCAAUAAUCGUAUAACUAUUAACGUACACUUAAUGGCUUGCUCUGCAUGUGACCUGAGCUGGCUGGCAUGUUUGGCUUAAUGGAAUCUAAUUAUCAUUUCUUCCUAGUACUGCGUGAUCCUAAAUUGUGUGUUGUUCUUUCCUAGUAUACUCAGUAUUCAAGCCUAAAGCUGUGGCUAUUUAUUAUUUGUGCCUUAACCCUUUCUCAGCUGCCUUGAGGCGGCAUUGCAACUGAUAAACUUCGCUGUGCACGCUAUAGGUAGAUCUGUUAAUAAUUAUGCUGACACGAGGUAGGGUUCGAUUAGAAUUGUCGAAAGAAUAGUGAUAAUAAUUAUAACUAUAAGAUGUUGGUAGUGCAACCUCAGAGAGGGUCCAUGGAGAGCACAGCUAUACAGUGAGAAUAUUGUAAUGCUUGUGGGAUCAUUGAGCCAAAGGACAGUGAAUGGGAUCAUAGCUAGCUACGUUUUCAGAAGUGCCACAAAAGUAUAUGUGGGCCAUGCAUGUUCCUGGACCUUGUAAGUAUCAUUUGCUUGUAGCCUUGAUAGCUUUAGUAUAGGUUUACGUUUGGUAUAGGCUAGUUGUCUUAUGUGUAGGUGAAAAAAACAUUUCCCGGGAAAAGAGCGUGUGCUUGAUAGUACCUCGUGCCUUCAUACAAUAUUGUUUGAUUAGUUGGGGUGGUCAGUUGCUAGGUUACGAUGGUGUCAUAGCACAUCUGGAGUCUGGGUUACUUACAUGCACUCUACUUUGCAAGUCUUUCGUUUGCAAUCAAAAGAAUACAGUAUGUGAUAAGCUGUUUUGAAGUUCUUAUCAUCAAUUGUAGUAGCUCAAAUGUUUCUGAGAAUGAAAGUGUUGCAUCGUAAUGUCUUUACCUGGCCAUGAUCAUUUCUUGGAGGUAUUUUCUUGUACAGUCUCAGAUAUCAAAUGUGUUUACAUUAUAGAUCUCUUCUCACCCUUGACUGUCGUCGAUACACGUGAUUGUCUUGUAGUUUGAGUACCUGGUUGUGUAUCUAACUGGUUAAUACUCCUCUAUAGUGAACACCACUUGCACAUGCGCAUAAAAUGCCCUGCUAUUAAACUUGUACAUUUGUAAGAACUAUGAAUAUAGUAUCAUUAGUGUACUGGCCCUGCCCACAUAGUCUUGUAAUUGGCAUUCAGAGUAGUGCAUACUGUCAGUGACGCCAAACUAUUGAACCGUGACGUACCAUGAGCUGCUGUUUACAUGUUUUAUAAUGAUAUUCAUAGCACAAUUUGUACAAGUGGAUGCAAUUGUUGCCAAUGGUCUUGUUCUGUAACAUGAGAGUGACAUGUGUGGGGCUCAAUGUGUUUAUAAUUAUCAUUUCUUCCUUGUACUGAUCCUAAAUUGUUCUUUGCGUAUUCAAGCGUAUAUAAAGCUACAGUUAUUCUCUGUGCUUUAACAAAUAUUGAUAUCACGAUGAAGACUCUUAUGCUGCUCGUGUCGAUGGUCCUGAUAGGACUUGCAAGUGCUGCUCCUCAUGAAGGACAGGAGACCAGAGAAGCAAUGCUGAAGAAAGCCGUCUCAAGCUUGAUUGAAAAAGCUGAGGAUUAUUUGCUGGAACAAUCAGCUGUAGAAGAUGACAACGAAGCAAUGUUGGAGAGAUACGCAAGCUUGAUUGAAAAAGCUAAGCAUCGACAAGAAUAUCCGCUGGAAGAAACUGUAGAAGAUGACAACAAUGCAAUGUUGGAGAGAUAUGCAAGCUUGAUUGAAAAAGCUAAGCAUCGACAAGAAUAUCCGCUGGAAGAAACUGUAGAAGAUGACAACGAUGCAAUGUUGGAGAGAUGCACAAGCUUGAUUGAAAAAGCUAAGCAUCGACAAGAAUAUCCGCUGGAAGAAACUGUAGAAGAUGACAACGAUGCAAUGUUGGAGAGAUAUGCAAGCUUGAUUGAAAAAGCUAAGCAUCGACAAGAAUAUCCGCUGGAAGAAACUGUAGAAGAUGACAACGAUGCAAUGUUGGAGAGAUACGCAAGCUUGACUGAAAAAGCUAAGCAUCGACAAGAAUAUCCGCUGGAAGAAACUGUAGAAGAUGACAACGAUGCAAUGUUGGAGAGAUACGCAAGCUUGACUGAAAAAGCUAUGCAUCGACAAGAAUAUCCGCUGGAAGAAACUGUAGAAGAUGACAACGAUGCAAUGUUGGAGAGAUACGCAAGCUUGAUUGAAAAAGCUAAGCAUCGACAAGAAUAUCCGCUGGAAGAAACUAUAGAAGAAGAUAACGAAGCAAUGUUAGGGAGACGUAUCUCAAGCUUGUAUCCGUUGGAAGAAGUGGGAGAACAAAAAGACAAUAAAGAAUCUGACCAGGAUGCAAAAACAGUUGCUCUUAUAAAGAUGAUUGAAAAACUAAUGGACGCUAAACAGCUUGCAAAGGCCGAGGAGAGGUGCAUGUGUUAUGUGGCCCCCUGUCCUCGCGGCUGUCUCGACAUGACCAACAAGAAGUGAUUGAGAUAGAUUCCUGAAAUGGCAGUUGAACUUUAAUGAAACUUGUAUUGUGUAGAGUUUUAGUUUGGUUUGUAGUGUAUACCAAAAACUGUAUUGUAGCUUCUUUAUAGCAUUGAUUUUGUGAAGAAACGUGUCUGUUUUUGUAACCAUGAUCAUUUCUUGACAAAUCUCUUCAGUUCUUAGUGGGGAAGGGCCGGUUAUUGUGUAAGUGUUCUCACAUCUUCUUCUCAGCCUAUAAAUGUAAUGUCUGUAACAGACAAAUUGUGAAAAGAUACUCCUAGUCAAUCGGGGUUAGACGUUCAAAAAAAUUCUAGCCAUGUAAACUUACGUUUAGGUGAUCUAAUUCAAGUAUGACUGUUAUACUAAUUGCAAUCAAACUAUAAUGUAUACUUCAUUUUUAUGGAGUUAGUCGAUCAUUAUAGUUGAAUUCAUUAUGUGUAGUGAAGUGGUGUGGAAAUUGUCAGGCUCAUGUGUGCUGUGUAGAAAACCAAUGUGUUCAGUUUGAGAGUUAAAAUACUACAUACCGCCAGUUAGUUGCUCUUAUAUUGAAGGCUAUAAUUAUGCAUGGGUGCCUAUAAUUAUACAGAAAACAAUCAAGAAAACGUGGCUAGAAGCCUAUAGAAGCGGUUAGUUUUCGUCGCAUUGCAACAGUUUAGCAGUUACAUGCAGGGAACAGACACACAGUCACAGCUUUAUCGUAUUCCUCGUGCGGCUACGCCUCGAGCAUAAUAAUCAGUUAGUCAUGUAGUACUAGGAACUCUAUUGUGCAUGGUCAUGCAUGGGUAUACACCAUGUAUAUACUUUAAUUCUUAUCCUUGGUGUUAAAUCUGUGUAGGUAAGUGUGUCGUAAAGUGGUGUGGAUUUUGUCAGGCUUGUGUGUGUGUGUUGUGCUAAGUGUUCAGUAAAACCAAUGUGUGCAGUUGGUUAGGAUCCUGUGCAUACGAUCAAGUGCAUGCAUAAGUAACGUAGUGAGGGUACUACAAGUGGCUGAGGGCUUCUAAAUCACAUGGACACCGACAAAACAGUGUCUAGAUACCAUAUAGUGCUGCGUAUGCGCAAACCUUGCCCUCAGGCUUACAAUUACUUGACAAUGGGAUACUAGGUAUACUAAGUCCCAUAGUAUACCUGCUCUGGAGCACUUUGAGAACCAUGAGAAUGCAGAGAACGCAUUAUUAUCGCAACAUAGUAUACAGUAAUAUUAUAUGCAUAGUCAGCAUAUUUAGUGACAUUUACACAAAGUAAUAACCCACUUUUCCCAUGUACCUCCCAUGUACUGUCCAUGUAGAUCUUAUCAACUAGUGUCUAAUAGUCAUUAUAAUGACUAAUGGCUUUAUUAGUAGGAAUGCAUACAAUUUGUUGGACUCUAUACACUUGUAACAGUUACACGAUGUGGACAUAAUUGUUAUAGACACUGUUUAGGAAGUUUCUAGAAUCCCUAUAGUUGUAGUAUAUCCCAACGUAGUGAGGGCAGGUUUGAUAGAACACUACUUUUAGCCAAUCAGUUUGCAAGAUUUGUGGCUAACACGAUCUUAAGUACAGUUAGAAUGCAGUUUUCCGUGUGUCAGUCCGUCACUAAUUGCUUAAUGUGAUAGAGUCCCUCACAUUCCAUAUGGUUGGUUGGUCACACACUUACUUUAUUAGUAGAAAUGUGAUCUGUAGAACUAUCUACAUGUAGUACUGUAUAGAUCAGAGGCCGCGGCUACUAAAUGUUUCAUUUUGCUGGAAGAGGAGGCUAUACAAUUCGAGAGUCCACUGUUCAAGAGCAGAGUUUAUUAGCCCCAGCUAAUUCAACAAACCUUUAGUUUGUCUUUUUACUCGAACUCUGCCAUGAGAACGUUUUUUGAAAGUACUAACAAACUACUAUCGUAGAAUAUAUAAUUAUGUGCACUAUAGCUUUUCAGCUAACUAGCGUAAAGCUAAUUUAUAAGUUUAUUUAAACUUUUUGCGAACAGAUGGUGCUAUAGCUUUCAAAAUUAGCCAUUACUUGAGAAAGAAGCUUUAGUUCGUAAAUCCAUGAAAAAUCGCAAGAGAACAUGGCUAGAAGCUUAUACAAACUGUUAGUUAUCGUCAGAUUGCAACCAUGCAUUGAGCAGUUACUUCUGGAACAGACACACACACAGUCAUAACAGCUUUACCCUAUUCCUUAUGCGGCUAUAUGUCUCGAGGCAUAACAAUAGUUUGUGGCUUAGCUAGACUCGUUAGGCUACAUGCUAGUCACAUGAGACUACCUGCUACUGACAAUCACUGUGCUUGUACGACAUCUACAGUGACUCCAUCUACUAGUGAUUCUGCCUCUUGUAAAUGUUGAUGUAUCAAACAGUUUUAGAAUUGGUUGCUAUAUAUCCUCUGUAUACGACUACAACUCAAGAUGAAGUGGUUGAGUGUCCUUGCUCUGUGUGCUGCUCUCUUCAUUGCAGCCACACAUGCCAGCCAUCUCCAAGAUGAAGAGGGAAUGAUGGAUCGUGCUGCUGAAGAAAGACUCUUGCGAAUUCUACUUAGCAACAAAAUGGAUGCUGAAAAUGAAAAUGAAAUCGAUCUAGUUGACAAAGAAGCUGCUGUAAACAGAGGCACUGUCACAAGGAAACUCGGCACAGCUCAGAACAAAGCCAGCUCUCAGUACGCGUGCUCCUGCGGUUGCUGCGGUAGGAAUUCUUGGCUACCUUGCAACUGUCAAUGGUGGCAGAAGUGAUGUACUCAAGUACUGUCAGGAAUAAAAAGAUCAACAAUUAUAGUGUAAACAAUUCAUCAGUGAUUUAUCGUUAGUUGCAUAUAGCUAUGUUAUACAGGGAUCUGUAUUGCUACACUGUGUGUGUACACAGCUUGUGUUAAAUAAGAUCAUCAAUGUGCGUGCUCGUAGAAUUAAAGUGCUGUGAAAAAUGGUGCAUGUGUUUUACAAUACAAUUAUACUGUGUAAAUGGGCUUGGAAAAGUGACUUUUCCGAGCCUUUUUGGUCACUUGUGAGGCUAGCCUCAAUUCCAGGCCGCAUUACAACACAGCCUGGUACUAAGAGUGCAUAAGAAGAAAAGAGUGUCGAACUACUGAUACUUCUACACAAACACUUGUGCACAAAGUAAACAUGACUCGCAUGUGAUAAAGUAUUGUAAAUUUACUAGUGUAGGGAAGUAUUAUAAUAUCUAGCUGUCUAUUAUAUAUAGGGAAGUAUGUAUAUAUUUAUCUGCCAUAUUUUAAACAUGCUAGUAUAGUGUUACAUUAUAGAUGGCCUCGUGAUGAAACUACCGGUGCACUAAAACAGGCUUCAUGGGCACUAAGCAGCUAGGUUUCAUGAAUUGUAGAAAAGCAGGCUUCUGUAGUAUAGGAAAGUAUAUAAAUAUCUGUCUAUUAAUAGAAUAGGAUGGGUAAUAGUAUAAAAUGACUAAGUUUAUAAGGUUGGCAGGCGUUAUUGUAGCUCGUUCUGACAAAAUGAAGGUUCUCGUGCUUGUGGUCCUGACUACUCUCCUCAUAGGAGUCACCAAGGCUGCUUCUUAUAAAGUGAAUCAAAAGAAAGUGCUCGAAACUCUUCUUCUGAACAGACUCUCGAAUGAAGCAUUGAAACAAGAUGAGCAGGAGACGGUCAUGGCUCAGAAUCACCAGGCUAGUAAGGCUCUAUUGAAUUUGAUGAAGAUGCUCAACCUGGUGGAUAAGAGUGCCACUUUGCAGUCGUAUUGUGUUUGUGUCACGUCACCUUGCCCUUGUGAUACCGGCGUCUUCCCCUCCUUCCCUAAUGGUCGCUGAACAAUGUGUGAAGGAGCUAGAAAACCAGGAUUAACCAUGUGUAGUUUAGUUUGUGAUUUUGUUUCCAUACUGUACAUUAUAAUGUUUCCUACUUGGUGCAAAUUACCGUCUUAGGCUGUAGAUUGAAUAUUAUACGUACGCUUGCUUUGUGACACUUUGUUAUUAAAUCCUCAGCAGCUACUAAAUUGACCUUUUUGUACGAUUUGUGGGAAUUUAUAAUAUCAUGACAUUGUAAUGUAGCUGGUUUGUGCAUAACACUGCUUUGCUAGACUAUUAUUUGCAAUGAGAAUAA
Messenger RNA from Halichondria panicea, 7825 nucleotides. RefSeq lists its product as uncharacterized. The record is from RefSeq and is a predicted model, not a curated record. The coding region runs from base 2782 to 3801 and encodes 339 amino acids. Lineage: Eukaryota; Metazoa; Porifera; Demospongiae; Suberitida; Halichondriidae. The transcript has a single exon.